Messenger RNA from Motacilla alba alba, 654 nucleotides. It is a transcript of the gene PPIL1, whose product is annotated as peptidylprolyl isomerase like 1. The transcript is spliced from 4 exons. Gene Ontology annotation, cellular component: catalytic step 2 spliceosome. Gene Ontology annotation, biological process: protein folding; protein peptidyl-prolyl isomerization. Bases 92 to 592 code for a protein of 166 amino acids. The record is from RefSeq and is a predicted model, not a curated record. NCBI's taxonomy places the organism in Eukaryota, Metazoa, Chordata, Aves, Passeriformes, Motacillidae. Gene Ontology annotation, molecular function: peptidyl-prolyl cis-trans isomerase activity.
CUUCCCCUCCCCACGCCCCGCCCCAUCAGCUGGGGGUGUGGCCCGGAAGAGCGGCGCCUGAGGGUCCUCCUGCCAUCGGUGCCUCCGCAGCAUGGCCGCCGUCCCGCCCGACUCUUGGCAGCCGCCCACCGUUUCUAUGGAGACCACGAUGGGCCCACUUGUCCUGGAACUGUACUGGCAACACGCCCCCCGCACCUGCAAGAACUUUGCUGAGCUGAGCCGCCGCGGGUACUACAACGGCACCAAGUUCCACCGCAUCAUCAAGGACUUUAUGGUGCAGGGAGGGGACCCCACGGGUACUGGCCGUGGUGGUGCCUCCAUCUAUGGGAAACAGUUUGAGGAUGAGCUGCACCCUGACCUGAAGUUCACUGGUGCUGGGAUCCUGGCAAUGGCCAAUGCAGGGCCAGACACCAAUGGAAGCCAGUUUUUCCUGACACUGGGCCCGGCACAGUGGCUGGAUGGGAAGCACAGCAUUUUUGGGAGGGUGUGCCAAGGAAUGGGGGUGCUGGGGCGCCUAGCCAUGGUGGAGACCAACUCCCAGGACCGACCCCUCGACGAUGUAAAGGUCAUCAAGGCGUAUCCCUCGGGAUAGGGGUGUGGGUGCCCUCCCUCCAAAUUGUACUGCUUGUUUGUAAUAAAGGAGGUUGCAUGUGG